This is a messenger RNA of Rhododendron vialii, 3990 nucleotides long. RefSeq names its product putative receptor-like protein kinase At3g47110. Lineage: Eukaryota; Viridiplantae; Streptophyta; Magnoliopsida; Ericales; Ericaceae. The transcript is spliced from 2 exons. Gene Ontology annotation, cellular component: plasma membrane. Gene Ontology annotation, molecular function: protein kinase activity; protein binding; ATP binding. Gene Ontology annotation, biological process: protein phosphorylation; hormone-mediated signaling pathway. The coding region runs from base 654 to 3743 and encodes 1029 amino acids. The record is from RefSeq and is a predicted model, not a curated record.
AAAGAAAACAGUUUUUUUACCUCUUGUUUUCUUGACCUUUGGCCCCUCUCCACUAGCCAGCCAUUUUCAUGUCAUUCGUCCACUUCACAUAGUAUAAGUCCAUUUUUAAGGCUCCAGUCCUGUACCAAUCAAUGACAACGCAGCGGGAGGAUUAGUCUUCCAAGUAGACCAUUUAAAUUGGCAAAGAAUAAAAAAAGGUUGAGUUGAAUCAAAGAACAAUAACAGUAUGAAUGCAAGUACAAUGAUUUAUCAAGAGCACCCCUUUUCAGCUGUACGGAACACCUACUUAGACUCCUAGAGAAGGGUAGAGACGUCAGUAGAAGACCCAUCUAUGCUAGUUCUAACUUUUUGCACUAUAUAUUGCAGUACUGGCAUGCCAUUAAGGAGAAACAUUCUUCUUGUUCUUCAUUCAAAUCUCCCAUUAUUUAAGUUUGGUUUGGUUUUUGGAAAAAAAUUUCCAACUCAAAAAAUACUCAUGACCUCUACUUUCAAACAUUACUCUCCACUCAUUAUCCAUAUCUCCGAUCAUUAUUUUCAUUUCUCUCUCUAUCUCUCUCCACUCAUUACCCCUACUUCCAAACAUUACUCUAUUUCUCUCUCCACUCAUAACCACAAAAAAUUUCUCAAAAACUCAUCCAAACACAGCAUUUAGAAUGCUUAAGUUGAUGAGGUUGAUAUUGUCAUCUCUGUUAAUUCACAAGAUCAAGCUACUCAGCUUGGUGUUCCUUCUCACCACUACUACAAAAGUAGCCUCCAGUUUUAGCAACAAAACGGAUCACCUAGCAUUGCUUUCCUUCAAGGAACUUAUAGCCGAGGAUCUGCUUGGAUCGUUAAGUUCGUGGAACAAUUCUCUCGAUCUCUGCGAAUGGAACGGAGUAACGUGCAGUCGCAAGCAUCAUAGAGUAGUGGUUCUGGACUUGAGAGGAAAAAGCCUGAGGGGGACCAUAUCACCUUUCCUGGGAAACCUCUCUUUCCUGAGAUCCAUUUACCUCCAGGAGAAUAGAUUCCAUGGAAAAAUCCCCCUGGAGCUCGGCCAUUUGUUCCGGCUGCAACAUCUGAAUUUCAGUAGCAAUUCUCUCGAAGGGGAAAUUCCAACCAAUUUGUCAAACUACCUCACUGUCAUUGAUUUCCAGUCUAACAACCUAGUUGGAAAAAUUCCAGCAUCAUUUGGUUCUCUCUCCAAGCUCACGAUUCUUGAGCUUGGCACAAACAAUCUCAUCGGAGAGAUUCCACCAUCUUUGGGUAACCUCUCUAUCCUCCAAACACUCUAUCUGGGAUGGAACAAUCUCAGAGGAACUGUUCCGAAUUCCAUUGGUCGACUUUCCAACCUUCAAAUUUUUCGGGUUGGCGUGAACAAAUUGACAGGUAUUGUCCCUCCUCCACUUUACAAUAUCUCCAGUCUCAGAACUCUAAUCAUUGCGUAUAAUCAACUUACCGGUAGUUUGCCCCAAGAUAUUGGCCUCACACUCCCCAACCUGCGUAGAAUAUCCAUCGGGGCAAACAAAAUGCGGGGACUCUUUCCAGUUUCUUUUUCUAACGCAUCCAGAUUGACAGCUCUUGAUCUAUCAAUAAGCUACCUUUCCGGACCAGUUCCCCAUGACCUAGGGAGAAAGAUGAAAGAUCUUGAUUGGCUAAAUUUUGGUGAUAAUAAUUUAGGCAGUGGGGAUGCUAGUGACUUAAGGUUCAUCGAUUCGUUAACUAACUGCACCAAGCUGCGUCAUUUGGAUUUCUAUGAAAAUGGUUUUCGUGGCAUUUUACCCACUUCCAUAGCCAAUUUCUCAGGCCAACUAAAUAUGCUAGAUGCUGGAGAAAACCAGCUGGUUGGAACCAUCCCUAGCGGAAUUUCAAACCUUGUAGGGUUAUUUGACCUUAAUUUAGACCAAAACCUCUUUUCAGGUGUCAUUCCCUUCGAAAUUGGGAAGCUUGGAAACAUGCAACAACUAGAUUUCAGUAGAAAUAAACUGUCUGGUCCCAUUCCAUCAAGCAUUGGGAAUCUCACAAAAAUAUUUCAGUUGAAACUACAAGAAAACAGCUUAAAUGGAACCAUACCUUCAACUAUUGAAAACAUCCUAGACUUGCAAAUCUUGAAUCUUUCAUAUAAUCUCUUAGUAGGUCCGAUACCCAAAACCGUAAGCCUUCUCUCCACUUUAUCUUCCAUCUACUUGGCUCAUAACUUUUUUACCGGUCCGCUGCCACUCGAGAUUGGCAACUUGAACAAUCUACAGGAACUAGAUGCAUCAAGCAACAAGUUGUCUGGACAUAUCCCUAGCACUUUGGGAAAUUGCUUGAGAUUGGAAAGCCUUCUUCUGGAGUUUAACAUGUUCCAGGGUAAUAUUCCUCCCUCUUUUAGCUCCUUGAAAGGAAUUGAAACGCUGGAUCUUUCGCACAACAACUUGUCCGGCCAAAUUCCAAAAGAUCUAGCAGCCCUCAUGUUUUUGAAGAAUCUGAACUUGUCCUUUAACAACCUGGUUGGUGAGGUGCCCUCACAUGGUGUCUUCAAAAACUUGAGUAUAAUUUCACUUGUUGGAAACACAGGCCUUUGUGGAGGCAUUGCAGAAUUGCAGCUGCCUGCUUGCCUGAGUCAAGAGUUCACAAAGAAGGGAAAUCGCCUUCGCAUUGAAAUUAUUAUCCCAACUGCUUGCUUGAUCCUGUGCAUUUCAUUGGUAGCACUUUGGGUUGUGUUUCUUCGGAAACGAAAGCAGAGAAACAAAUCUCUUAUUCAAUCAUCCAUUGGAGAUGAUUUUAUGAGGGUUUCAUACAAUCAGCUCAGUAAUGCUACAAAUGGGUUCUCUUCAACAAACCUAAUUGGAGCUGGAAGUUUUGGCACUGUGUACAAAGGACUUCUCCAUGAAGGCGAAAAACCUAUUGCAGUCAAGGUGCUCAAUCUUGACAAGGGAGGAGCUUCCAGGAGCUUCAUUGCUGAAUGUGAAGCCCUGAAAAAAACAAGGCACAGAAAUCUUCUAAAGAUUAUAACCGCGUGUUCAAGCGUCAAUCCUGCAGGUCAAGAUUUUAAAGCAAUAGUUUUUGAAUACAUGCCCAAUGGAAGUUUGGAGAAUUGGUUGCAUCCAGGAGAAGAUGCACUGUGGCAAUCAAUGAACUUUGACCUUCAACAAAGGUUAGACAUAGCGAUUGAUGUUAUGUGUGCGUUGGACUACCUUCACCACAGUUGUGAAACGCCAAUUGUUCAUUGUGAUGUGAAGCCCAACAAUGUCCUCAUUGCUGAAGACAUGACUGCCCACUUGGGAGAUUUUGGGCUGGCUAGGUUCCUUACCAUAGAGAGCAGUUAUAUUGGUGAAGAGACCAAUUCAGUUGCAAUCAAGGGUUCCAUAGGGUAUGUUGCUCCAGAAUAUGGAGUUGGAGGGAAGAUAUCUACACAAGGAGAUGUUUACAGCUAUGGGAUCCUUUUAUUGGAAAUGCUGACAGGAAGGAGACCAACAGAUGAAAUGUUUAAUGAUGGACUAAGCCUUCGCGAAUACUGUAAGUCAGCACUGCCUGAGCGAGUGAUGGGGAUUGCAGAUUCGCGCAUGCUAUUUGAAGAACCUAGGGAAGCAAAAAACGAAGUUGUUCAAAAUGAGAAAAUCAGACAAGCCAAAGUAAGAGAGUGCUUAAUUUCGUUAAUGAGGAUUGGGGUUGCAUGCUCUGCAGAAUCACCUGGUGAAAGAAUGAAUGUCAGGGAUGCCGUCAAAGGAUUAACAACAAUAAAGGAAGUAUUUCUUGGAGUAGGUAUCCAUGGCAAGAGGUAAUUGAGGAUGUGACUUUCUUGUAAAGGAACAUCUCGGGCUCGCUACUAAGACGUACACUGCAGGAAUUAAGGCUGUAGAAGCUGUUUGAAAGCUUUGAAGUGCAUUCAUAUAGAAAGCCCAAGUCCCUUUAUUUCAGGUCACUUUCUUAAUCGUAUAAAUUGCACAAAAAAAAAAGAAAAAAAAAGAAGUGGAACUGCUCUCUUGUAUAUAGUUUCGACUUUUGACUUUUCAUGUUAAUCAUAAUUUU